This is a messenger RNA of Staurois parvus, 654 nucleotides long. Lineage: Eukaryota; Metazoa; Chordata; Amphibia; Anura; Ranidae. The record is from the annotation of a GenBank genome assembly.
GUGAAGAAGCUGGAGAUGGACCUAAGUUACCGGCAGUUAGUACGUUACCUGAAUGCAGUGAAAUGUCCAGACCAGGCUGGCUUGUUCUGCCUGAAGCAGAAUAUGGCCUUCUAUAUGUGCAAGUUUGGCGACUUCGCUGCAGCAUCUCAAUUUCUGCUGCAGAAAAAGGGAAUGCAGUUUUCUGUAGCCUCACUUCUGACACCGGACCAGUUUGAACUCUACCUUACUAUGGUACAAACCAGCAGUUGUCCACCAGGGAACAAGCCUGUAGCGGGUGAACUGUGGAUUCCGUGUGAAGGUCCUCCACUAAAGAAUGGAAUUUUACUCCGAACAGCCCUUCGAAUCCUGUACUGCAAUACUGUGUUGCUACAUGAGCUCAAGUGCUGGAGUGCUGUGGUCCGCAUCUGGAGUACCAGUGAAUGUUUGUCGGAGGAUGGGAAUCUAGUUCCUAGGAAUGUCCCCGAACCUGAUAAAACUUUUCAGCUGAUGGUGCUAGAGAUAUCAUGCCCAAUUCUGGAUGAGUUGCAGAAACACUGGAAUGCACACUUACCGCCUCCAUUUCAUCUCAAGUCCCACAGAGUUGCUGCAGAGUUCAUAGUAAUUGUUCAAGCUGUUACCCGCUUUAUGAUGUCUGCAGCCCUUCCAUUGCCUCCC